AUGCAGGCCUCAGGCUGCUUAAUCAUCUUCUCUCUCUUCUUUCUCUUCUUUCUCUCUUCUUCCUCAGCUUCCUUUCUCUCCGAUGCUGAGGCCGCCUUCAUUGCCCAUCGUCAGCUUCUUUCCAUGCCUAAAGAUGGAAAACUCCCUCACGAUUUCGAAUUCAAGGUCGACGUUUCAGUAACCUUCACCAACCAACGUAUCAAAAGAGCUUACAUCGCUCUCCAAGCUUUGAAAAAAGCUAUCUAUUCCGACCCUUUCAACACCACCGGAAAUUGGGUCGGUCCUAAUGUCUGUGCCUACAAUGGUGUCUUUUGCGCCUCCGCCCUCGAUGAUUCUUCCGUCAAUGUCGUCGCCAGCGUUGAUCUUAACGAAGCUGACAUCGCCGGCCACCUCCCGGCCGAGAUUGGUCUCAUGACCGAUCUCGCUGUCUUCCAUAUAAACUCCAACCGCUUCUGUGGAAUUAUCCCCCAAAGCUUCUCCAAUCUCCAACUCCUCCACGAACUCGAUCUCAGUAAUAACCGUUUUGUUGGACCUUUCCCAUCACUAGUCCUCAGUUUACCAAACCUCAAGUAUCUUGACCUCCGUUUCAAUGAAUUCGAAGGUCCUCUGCCUGAGGAGCUAUUUGAAAAAGACCUUGAUGCUCUGUUUUUAAAUAACAACAGAUUCACUUCCCACAUACCAGAAAAUUUAGGAAAUUCGCCAGUCUCUGUUUUGGUUCUAGCCAACAACGAGCUAGAAGGUUGUAUUCCAAGCAGCAUAGGACAGAUGGGAAAUACAUUGAAUGAGAUCAUCCUUAUGAACAAUGGAUUAUCUGGAUGUCUACCUCAGGAAAUUGGGUUGCUAGGAAAUGUUUCUAUCUUUGAUUUGAGUUCGAAUUCCUUUAGUGGGAUAUUACCGAAGAGUUUCUCUGGAUUGAAGAGCUUGUCGGAGUUUGAUAUUUCACAUAACAUGCUGACAGGAUUCGUGCCUGAUAGUAUAUGCAAGCUUCCCAACUUAUCGAAUUUCACAUUCUCGGAUAACUACUUCAAUGGGCAAUCUGACCAAUGUGUGGCGUCGUCGAGAUCUGAUAUUGUUCUUGAUGAUAAUGGCAACUGUCUGCCGGACCGGCCUAAGCAAAAGACGGGGAAAAUGUGUGAACCGAUAGUGAACCGGCCAGUUGAUUGUAGUAAGUGGAAAUGUGGAUCUCCAAAGAAGAAGAAAUUCACACACCCGCCUCCUACACCGGUUCAGUCACCGCCACCACCGGUUCAGUCACCACCGCCUCCAGUUCAGUCACCUCCACCCCCGGUUCUGUCGCCGCCACCACCUCCACCGCUGGUUCAGUCGCCACCACCUCCAGUCCAGUCACCUCCACCCUUGGUUCAGUCGCCACCACCUCCAGUACAGUCACCACCACCGCCGGUUCAGUCGCCACCACCUCCAGUUCAGUCACCUCCACCCAUGGUUCGGUCGCCACCACCUCCAGUACAGUCACCACCACCGCCGGUUCAGUCGCCACCACCUCCAGUUCAGUCACCUCCACCCAUGGUUCGGUCGCCACCACCUCCAGUCCAGUCACCUCCACCCAUGGUUUGGUCGCCACCACCACCGCCGGUUCAGUCGUCACCACCUCCAGUUCAGUCACCCCCACCCAUGGUUCGGUCGCCACCACCACCGCCGGUUCAGUCGCCACCACCUCCAGUUCAGUCACCUCCACCCAUGGUUCGGUCGCCACCACCUCCAGUUCAGUCACCACCACCGCCGGUUCGGUCGCCACCACCUCCAGUUCAGUCACCACCACCGCCGGUUCAGUCGCCACCACCUCCAGUUCAGUCACCUCCACCCAUGGUUCGGUUGCCACCACCUCCAGUUCAGUCACCACCACCGCCGGUUCAAUCGCUACCACCUCCAGUUCAGUCACCUCCACCCAUGGUUCGGUCGCCACCUCCUCCAGUUCAGUCACCACCACCGCCGGUUCACUCACCACCACCUCCAGUUCAGUCACCCCCACCACCAGUUCAAUCGCCCCCUCCUCCAGUUCAGUCACCACCACCCCCGGUUCAGUCACCACCACCUCCACCCCCAGUUCAGUUGCCUCCACCACUGACUGUAUUCUCCCCACCCCCUCCAACCCCAGUUCCCUCACCUCCACCGCCGGUCCAAUCACCCCCACCACCACUGCCGCCUGUCCAAUCACCUCCCCCGCCAUCCCCAUCUCCACCACCUCCACCAUCUCCAUCUCCAUCUCCUCCACAUCCUACUCCUGUAUCAGCACCUCCCCCACCUGAUUCCUACGAAAUUCUCCCACCAACUCUCGGGGUCUCCUAUGCAUCGCCGCCUCCACCCAUCUAUGAAGGCUACUAAAUAGUGUGUCUCCUUCCUAAGGUCUUCAGCCUCCACACACAGGUCUGCUUUUUGCUAGCUCCUCUUCUUAAAAAAAAAGAAAAAAAACGAAGAACAAAUCUCAUCCAACACCAACAGGAGCUCCUCUCUCCUUCUCUCUUCUUUGUAAAACAAAAGGGCACCACAGGCAGCAAGAUGUAAUUAAAAAAAAAAAAAUACAGAGCAGAAUAUAUUGUUAUUUCAAGAUAUAGAUUCUAGAAUUUUUGCUCUCUGAUAUUGCUAUCCCCUUUUAUUUUUAC
Molecule: messenger RNA, 2621 nt
Organism: Magnolia sinica
Lineage: Eukaryota; Viridiplantae; Streptophyta; Magnoliopsida; Magnoliales; Magnoliaceae
Product: pollen-specific leucine-rich repeat extensin-like protein 3
Exons: 1
Coding region: 1-2343 (780 amino acids)
Molecular function (GO): protein binding
Source: RefSeq, a predicted model, not a curated record